AUCAUCGUCUAAAUCCAGGUGGCAGGGCCAAUUGUAGAUUCUCUACCAAAAUUUGCGCAACCAUUUUCUAAAACAUCCAUUCAAUCCGAUUUGCAUCCCAACCUCUUUUUUAUUCAAAGAGCAAGUUUGUAGUACCGAAGGGCAAAAAAGGGGAUAGGAAGAAUUAGAAACCUGCCAACGAACGAGUCGAAAGACCAUUCUAUUCUUCCACUACCCUAUUCUUGACAUUCCAAAAGGGCAAAGGGCUGUUGUCCAGGAGGAAGCCAUUGAACUUCUAAGUUACAAUACCUUACAUACCAUACCUCACAUUGCCAUACAAUCGUUCCUCACCUCGCUCGCUAGCACUUUCACCACACCCUUCACCUGCGUGUUCAUUCGUAGAGUUGAUCUGACAAGCAAAGACAAAGUGAACGGCGAUUUUUAGUUAUCGAUUUUUUUCGACGGCGUGCAUCUUUUAUAUGCGAAUCGAAAGCCCAAAUUAACGAAGUUACGACUACAUUCCAACGGCGCGACGUCCCUGGGAUUUUUCGAGAUUCAUCUUGCUUCCGCAUUCCAUCUCGAGUAUCCCGUCCACGCCGUCCGAUUCUCGGCCACGCAUUCCAGCAUUGCUGCUGCGUGAGAUCAAUUCAACCACACCGUCGCUCCCAGGGAGGACGGGAGUGGAGAGAGGCAAUAUACCUCGGGAAUUUUGGGAAAUAAACAGAUAAUAAUUCAAGAGAAACGAUGCCUAGUUUUCAAGUUGGUUGGUAUCGGUUCAUACCGUUCCUCGGAUACCAUCAUGUUUUGAUGAUUCUAAUAGCAGUUGCCAUAAUAUUAUUAUCGCUCCUAUUAGCAGGUUGCUCAUCGUCCUCACCCCUUAUCCCCGACAUAUUCCUGCUUUCCAUCUACUACCAAAAAUACACCGCCGUACCAGACACAGCGCAAGUCGAUUACAAUGUCAACCAAGCCAUCAGCAACAUUGUCGGAUCGGCGCACCUACAAGCCCGUGUCGGUUACUUCGGCAUCUGCAUCAACCCGGACGGUGGUUCUUGGUUAUGUAGCAACAACGCUACUGCCCUUGCCAACGAGGUAUCAGUCGACCAAGACCCUCUUAACCUUAUCUGGCUAGCCAGUCAGUUCAAGGACAUGAUUGUGUUCCCCUACCUGAUCAUUAUCGCGAUUAUCUUUGCCUUUGUCUGUUUCUUGCUCUUGGCUACCUUCCCUGGAUGGCAUGAGGAAGAAGACAGCGAAGGAUCCGACCGCGAAAUCAAGCCGUUCCCUAGCAGACCGGUAUCUCAGAUUGCGCUAGCUAUCAUCUUCAUAGCAUCAAUCUUCGUACUGGUAUCCGUCUUAUGGCAACACACGGCGUCCGUUGCAGCAUCUAUAAUAGCACAAGAUUUCGGAAACGGCAGCGUAUUGUCUGGGAUCGGAACGAGUGCUAUGGUUAUGGGUUGGUUUAGCUUCACGCUUCUGAUCAUCGUAACAAUUGGUCUGCUUGUCAUGAUAUUGAGUAUUAGGGUGCUUUCGCAAUUAGCGGACUAACGAGGGUUUUAAAAAGGAAUCAGCAACGAAACGGAUGAGAAAAAGCCGAGUAUAUGCAUGGGAGGGAUUAUUUGUGUAUAUGGGAAAGGGCAGAGACUUCGGCCGAAUAAAGAACGCAACGAAACAAUUAUUACUAUUUCUUCGUCGAUUGAUCAGCAUCUGGGAACUGGAGUUAGCAAGGAGGGGUGGUCCCCGGUGCAAUAAUGAUUUGUUUUGGUCUUUCCGUUUUUUUUUUCUCCUCUGGUAUUACGUUACAUUCCCCGAACCCACCUUGUUUUACACUGAUUAACGUACCCACGAACGAGAACGCGCAUAUGGUGAUCUUGGCGAGGAGAAGAAGGAACGAGUUAUUGGAGGCGCGUCAUUUGCGAUGGAAAUACCAAAUAAAUAUUUUUAUACGAGGGUCAAUAAUGAUGGAACGAUUACAGACGAAGGACCUGAAUUUUCUACGUUAUCGAGCAUAUUCGAUGGCGACGUCGGCUGCCUUGCGGGGUUUGGAGGCAUCUUGGCCGUUGUAUAAGAUCUUGUUGUACUAGAAGAAGAAUGGCAUCUCUGCACUUGGAACUUGAAUUAUGCGAUGGUGUUAUUUUCAGAUGUGAAUACAAAAUGAUUCUUGCCCCA
Messenger RNA from Hypoxylon trugodes, 2142 nucleotides. RefSeq names its product membrane fusion mating protein FIG1. The coding region runs from base 724 to 1521 and encodes 265 amino acids. The record is from RefSeq and is a predicted model, not a curated record. Gene Ontology annotation, cellular component: membrane; mating projection tip. Gene Ontology annotation, biological process: conjugation with cellular fusion. NCBI's taxonomy places the organism in Eukaryota, Fungi, Ascomycota, Sordariomycetes, Xylariales, Hypoxylaceae. The transcript is spliced from 3 exons.